Molecule: messenger RNA, 852 nt
Organism: Orycteropus afer afer
Lineage: Eukaryota; Metazoa; Chordata; Mammalia; Tubulidentata; Orycteropodidae
Gene: ERMN
Product: ermin
Exons: 3
Coding region: 1-852 (283 amino acids)
Biological process (GO): morphogenesis of a branching structure; actin filament organization; regulation of cell shape
Cellular component (GO): paranode region of axon; myelin sheath; extracellular exosome
Molecular function (GO): actin filament binding
Source: RefSeq, a predicted model, not a curated record
AUGACAGAUGUUCCAGUGACAUUAAGUGGAGCUGAGUGUAAUGGGGAUGCACCACCUGAAAAUGGGCAAGAACCAAUCACUACAAAAAUGGAUGAAGCGACUAAUGCAGAUGGCACCCCAACAUACUACAGGACAGACCCUAGUCUUGAAGAUGUACCCAUAGAAGAAAACCAGGAGGAAAGUGAAAAAUCACAAGGGACCCUGCUACUCAACUGGUCUAUGGAUGAGAAAUUCCUCAAAGAAAAACCAGAAGACGAUGUCUUUAUUGUUCAUAAGGCUAUCACAGAUCUUUCUCUCCAAGAAACGAGUGCUGAUGAUAUGACCUUCAGAGAAGGGCAUCAGUGGAAGAAGAUUCCUUUGAGCAGCAAUAACCAAGAAACAAUUAGACAGAAGGAAAGGAGUUUUGAAAAACCUCUAGAAGAAAGAGAAGACGGGGACAGUAAAAACAAAGCCUACGAGGCAACUGAAAUUGAGUGGUUGGGAUUUCAGAAACCUAACCAAGUUGACAUGUUGCAUUCUAAACAUGAUGAGGAGCAAGAGGGUUGGGAUGAAGAAAUUAAUAAUGAUGAUGAUGAUUGCCAUGAUGAUGAAGAUGAAGUUAGAGUGAUAGAAUUUAAGAAAAAAAAUGAAGAAGGCUCUCAAUUAAAAGGUGAAGGGGAUGCAAGUGAAGACUCCCCCCUAAGCAGCCCCAGUUCCCAACCUGUGACACCAGAUGAGCAUCCAACUUUAGGGAAGAAGAAUGACAUCUCCAGAAAUGCUUAUUCAAGAUACAAUACAAUAUCCUAUCGCAAAAUCAGGAAGGGGAACACCAAGCAAAGAAUUGAUGAAUUUGAAUCCAUGAUGCAUUUAUAA